Hemiscyllium ocellatum (epaulette shark) is the source of this 9832-nucleotide messenger RNA. It is a transcript of the gene ska2, whose product is annotated as spindle and kinetochore associated complex subunit 2. Gene Ontology annotation, molecular function: microtubule binding. The transcript is spliced from 7 exons. The record is from RefSeq and is a predicted model, not a curated record. NCBI's taxonomy places the organism in Eukaryota, Metazoa, Chordata, Chondrichthyes, Orectolobiformes, Hemiscylliidae. Gene Ontology annotation, biological process: chromosome segregation; mitotic cell cycle; cell division. Bases 24 to 713 code for a protein of 229 amino acids. Gene Ontology annotation, cellular component: outer kinetochore; spindle microtubule.
CUUUGGAAUGUCAACUAUUCAAUAUGGAGGCCGCGGUCAACAAGCUGGAAGCGAUGUUCCAGAAGGCUGAGUCUGACUUGGAUUAUAUCGAGCACAAGCUAGAGUUUGAAAUAGUGAAAAAUCUUCCUCGCAACGCACCAGCACAGGAAAAUCCAGUAAAACUGCUGGAGCAGCUGAGGGUAAUAAAAUCUCGUUAUCGCGAGUUAUCUUUGGAGGCAGAUCAGAUUGCCAGUGAACAAAAAGAGGCUGUGGAUUUUAUCCGUUUGCAACUUGCUACCACGUUUCAGUUAGUGCAGAAACUGCAAGAGCAGAGUGACCUCGAGUCUUGUCCACCCACUGAUGAUGAGCAGUGGGCUUUGCAGAAGGUUCUGAAAUCUGAGGUUUUGACUGGAGCAGGUCCUUGUGAGGAACCUUGUACGCAAUCUCCAAAACCACAGCAGAUGAAAGUUGAGUUUGAACCAGUCACUGAGAAGAUGUUCAUGUCUGUACCGCAGAGUGUGAGGCAAACUGUAAAACUUGCUGAUUUGAACAUGUUUUAUCAGCAACUCUUUGAUUACUUCACAAACAACAAAAAUAGUUCUGCGCUGAGUGUGAUACAGAUGAACAAGCUCAACAUGAAAGCAACUGAAUCAAAGUUAAAAACAUUAAAAGCUCUUGAAAUCCUUCAACUAGACAAAAAAGGACGAGUCCGACUUUCCGUCAAACCCUCUUAAAUGCUGAGAGUCCUCUACCAGACCGGGUUUUCUCACUUGGACCUUGUAUAAAUCAGAGAGGAUUGCAAAACUAUUUCACUAACUAUCUUGUUUGGAGAUUUCCAAACUUUAAGAUACGGAUUCAAGGAUCUUUUGGAUUGUUAAUUAAAAUUGAGCAUAAAGCCAUCGGGAAACUGCAACUUGAGGUCUAGAAAGCUGUUUUCAGUUGUGACCUUGCUGUGUAUUAGGGGCUGGUCUUCCUAGAGUGGACUCAAUUGUUAAGACAGAGGCAAUGUCACUUUAAUUGGCAGUGGAAUCAUGCGCCAUAUUUUCUUGGCUUUUCAAUGCUGUUGGUUCUGGAUUUUAUUUUUUACAAUGAGAGCAGCUGAUCAAGGGAAAUAUGUAACUUUACCUUUGGUUGCUUUAAAUCACCUAAAAUAGGCUGCAACAGAAGUGGUGAGUUUGCAUCUGAGGAAUGUUCCCUUGCCCACCCCAAACAAAUUCUGAUAAGUUGGAUCUGUGCGCUAUAUGUUGUUCCAUAUAUGGACAGUCAAAAUUCCAUCCGAGUAGCUGUUACCUCAUAGUAAUCACCUUCACAGCAUUUAUAUUUAACCCUCUUGCAGUUCCCUGACCCUUGCACAAAGCAUUGAAAAAGAGUAGAUAUUGUACAUUUAGUGACCAUUCUUUUGAUUGGUAAUUUGUGUGGGGGAAGAAAUUAUACAAUGUAUUGUCACUUCCUAGUUCAUAGAAUCUUGUGGAAAGUCUAAUUUUUGUUUCUGGUGUUUGGCUGGUCUGCACUGAGCUGAAGGUGUAAAGUUAAGAGAUUGAGUUGAAAUUUAAAUUUCUAUAUUUGAUAAUCCUGAAACCAACAGAGGAAAUAAGCAAAGAUUUGCUUACGUUUUAUUUUGUUUCUUUCAUACUGAAAAGAUUCUUUGUACUGAUAUAUUUAGCUGUUUUUGUAUAAUUGCAUGAACAAAUGAAUAAGAUAGCUGAAUGGUCCAUUUUUGUUGAAUAAAGUGAAAUGAGGUUAUUAUGGGUUUUAUUCAUUACUUAUGUAGCCUUAGUUAAGGAUGGCUGCAAUGGAGAAUUGAACAUGCGUCGUUUUGAAUUUGGCUAUACAGUUUAAAUUAAUCACCAUUUGGUUAGUUGCAGGUCAGUGGUAAUGAAAAGGCCUUAUGGUUGCUCAUUGACCCAAUGUUAAACCAUGUUUAGUUUUAGUCCCUAGAGGAAGAGAGAAAGUGAGUGGUGGUGGGAUGUGGGUUUAAAGCUGCAAUUCAACGUAAAAAUGAUUUCCUAUCUUGUACCUGGCAAAUAUUGAUGUUUGAACAGUUAUAAUACCUCCUUAAUGCAAUCUGUUGACACGGAUUCCAGCAAAACCAACAGUGUAAAAUUCAAGUUUCAUUUUAUCACUUUUCGUUUUUCUUGUAUCGCUGAUUUUGUUAUCUGUUAAAUUCUGCAUACUUGUUCUCUCUCUUCAUUCUUCUCUCCUCACUUGUCAGUGGUUUCUCUAGUUCAUAGCUUUACGUAUUAUGUAUCAACAUCCAGGUUAUUUGUUGAAAGUUAAUAGGAGAGGUGUGGGAUACAUUCACAUACAUCCAACAUAAAUGAGAUGCAUUAAAGGACCAACUAGUCCACAUAUCUUUUAAAAAGUCUUUGUUAUGGGUUGUAUACGGAUUUUAGGUUCUAUGCAGAAUAGCUUGCUUUCAAAUUCACAAGAUAUUUUGAAAAGUGGGUUUGCUCCAGUGAUAUUCAACAUGUUUCAACUGCUAAGAUCGCUUCCAACCGCUUUUAAGUGAGGAAUGUUGCCCCAUGUCCACAUCUUGGAAAGAUAAUGUGAAGAUUGUCAUUAGAAAUCAGACUUGUUCAUUAAUGUUCCUUAGGGAAAGAAAUCUGCCACUGUUACCUUGACUUGUGACUCCAGCCCCAAUAGCAAUGUGACCGACCUUAACUUUCCCAAGGAAAUUAAGAAUAGGCAAUGAGAGUGAUGAAUCUUUGGAAUUCAUUGCCACAGAAGGCUGUGGAGGUGAAGUCAUUGAGUGUAUUUUAAGACAGAAAUAGAUAAGGUUUUUAUUAGUAAGGGGGUUGAAGAUUACGGAAAGAAGACCGCAGAAUGGCAGUGCAGACUUGAUGGGCUGAAUGGUGUAAUUCUGGUCCUAUAACAUCAGGUUUUAUAUGUUGGCCUAUUCAGUGACAGCCCAUCAGCACAUUUAAAAGCAGUCAUAACAUUGUAGAAAAUAACCAAUUGGAAACCAGGCAGAACAGAAGUAAAGGUAGGCCAAUAAGUAAGAAAACCUGGAAACAACCUAAAGUCAUUCAGCCCCUUCAGUCUGUGCUGCUACUUAUUUGGAUCAUGCCUUAUCUAUUUUAACUAUUCUCCUACCUGGAGAGGUCAAGAUUCUCAGAUGCCACCUAUGUUUGUGUAUUGUGGUUUGAGGGUAAAGAUGAAGGAAUUUCCUAUUUCACUCUAGAUUUAACAUUGGGAACCCAGAAAGAGGAGAUAAUCAAAGGGCAGUUCCUCUGUAUCCAUCGGAUUGUUUAAAGAUCUUCAUCAAAUCAGCCUUCCCUCAAAAACUGGUUAAAGCACAUCACAGAAUGCCAUUUAGAGUAGAUUUGAGUUUACCAAACCUGUGUUGUCACUCAUAAUCUGGAUCAAGUAGACAUUUAAACACUUGUACUAAAUUUAUUAUAUUUGGUAAUUGAAAAAUCUGUAAAGGGAUUUUGAGGAUACAGCACAUUGGACAGCAUAGUGUACUUCAUAUUCUCUUAAACUGUAAUUCCUCCUUGUGGAAUUUAAUAUCAAGUCCUGGUUUCAUCCAAAAUGAUGACUCUGCCAAAACAAAACAUAGGUGGGAUAUUGCAUUAAAUUAGUUCCUGAAGGUCAACUGGCAUUUGCCGUUCUACCUUUUAAUUCCCCACCUUUAUGAUUCAUUGUGAAACAUGCCAGUUUCCACAUGUUCCGAUGUAAUGUAUUCCCCAUGUUAACACCAUUUGUGUUUUCUUUCACCUAUCCACUCAGUUGUAUGUACGAUUAUAUAAUUUCCAGUGCAUUAAUAGUUAUCCAAAUUAUCACUGGCUGUACAUGUUUUCUUUAAUAAAAUUAACAUCUAAAAUUGUAGGCACACAAUUGUAUGAUUGCAAUUGUGUUGGUGCUUUUACAGCCUGCAACAUUCCUGUCACCAGUGCUGUGUUUGGUGAAUAACUAUUGUGUGUAGAAGGGACUUUUUAAAGCUGUAAAGUUAGAGCUAUUGUAUUUAAAAACUAAUCUUUCUGGAAUAGCAGAUUUAAAAAUAAGUUGAGUUGAGGAUGUUCAGCUGGAGGAUUAAUAUGCAGUUUGACAUGUGGAGACAUCUUUACCUCAUAAAGAAAGCCAAAAAGAUAAAGAGUGCAGAUGCAACAAGACAUACCAUUCCAUGAAGCAACUUGCUUCUUGGCCUUUGUUUUGGCAGUUAGCCAUACCUGUGAGGCUGGUUCCAGUUUGCUCUUUGGAUUUGAUUUCUAUUCUCUUCACUAAGGCUACCUGAAAAUAAACAGUGGUAAAUAAAGUUGCACAACUUCUGAUUUCUGCAUAUUUCAAACUACGUGUAGUUGCUGGUAAGCGACAUAUUAACUGAAUUUAACCUUCACACUAAAUUGUGCUAGGCAAAAGCAAAAGGCAUACAUUGAUCCACUUAAUGUGCUGAUACAGGCCAGCAUUCAUUGCCUUGAACUGAGUGCCAUGGUCAGCUAUAUGUGAGUAAUUAAGAGUCAACCACACUGUAGGUCUGCAGUCAUGUGAUGGCAGAUUUAGGGCAGCAGAUUUCCUUCUCUGUAGGGCAUUAUUUUUUUUUUAAAAAUGGGUUUGGUAACAAUCUGAUAGUUGUGUCACCAGUACAGAUACUAGCAUUCCCAGAUUUUUAGUGGGGAUUUAAUUUGUGUUUCUAGAAAAUUAGUCCAGGUCUUUGGCUAUGUUACUGGAUUCCAAUGUGUUGGCAUUCCAGUAUUUACCAUGUUGAUUUGAAGGUGGUGGUUAAUACAGAUUAGCUAUCAGCAAUCAGCUUUUAAAUGCUUCAACUGUGAACUUCUAUGAAAUUGAUUUAUUUUGGUGUCUUUUUUUCAUUCAUGGGAUGUGUCUGUAUGUCUCUGACUCUGUGUAUGUUUCUGGCUGGCCAGCAUUUACUGCCUUUGAGAAAGUGAUAGUGAGCUACCAACUCUUUACAAAUCCUGUAUUGUCUUCAAUUCACUGUACCUCAACUGCUUAUUUCUUACAAAAUAAUUAUGAUCAUGACAUUAUGAUCAUGUCUGGGAGUCUCCCAACUUUUUUUAUUGGCAUCUUACCUGCAGGAGGAACUGAAGCACCAGUUCUUGAUAUUCUGCUGCCUGUAAUUCCCUCUGUUUCUCCUUCAGCAGUUGAAAUAUUGGUUUGAUUUUUGUUAGUGGGGCAUUCUUCUUUCUGUGAUACACUGUCAACAUUGCGAUAAACACAUCAUCAUACUAAAGUAUUGGACAUGAUAUAUAAACAGACUGAAAUGCAAAUAAAUCCAAAUACUCUGAUCACUGAAUUAAUCCAGACCUUAAUGUAAAUCCAAAUGCCAGGUUAACAAUUAGUCCCAUUAGGUGAUGUGUGCCAAUUCCUAUUUCAGACUAAUUGCUCAUGAAUGCCUUAGUUCCUUAAUGUUAAAUCUUCAAAUCUUUGCAUUCUACUCCUGUGAACUCUUGUAACCUCUCAUUCCAUUGUGCACCUUUUGCUCUUUUUGAUUUUACUGUCUGUCCCAUUCUCUCCAUCUGUUGAGCUGUUCGUUGUCAUGCCCCUAAACUCUGGAAUGCUAAAUUUUAAUCAAGUUUUAUUUAGAAAAAAAGAGAUGUAUUAACAGCAAAAAUAAAGGUAAUGGGUGUGAUCUUAUAGCCAUUACAUUGACAUAGUUAUAAGGACAUCAAAGCUGGGAACUACAUAUUCAGGGGUAUGUGACUUUUUGAAAGGACAGACAGAAAGGAAAGGGUGGUAAGGUAGCACUGUUAGUAUGGGAUGGAAUAACUACAAUAUCAAGAAAUGAUCUUGAAUUGGAAGAUGUAGAAUAUAUAUGGGUGGAGGUAAGAAACAGAAAGGAAAGAUGCUGGAAGUAAUCAUCUUUGGCCCCCUAACAGAAUAUGUGGUGGGACAUAAUAAAUUAGGAGAUAAUGAGGGCAUAUAACAAAGUUAGAAUAGCAGAGGAAGCCACGAGGAAGAAUUCAAUAUAUUUGGGACAGUUUCCUAGGACAAUGUGGUGGAUCUAACUAUGUAUUGGUCUGGAUUUGUAAUGAGGCAGGUUUAAUAAGUAACAUCAAAACAAAAGAUCCCUUUUGAAACAAUGACCUUGACAGAUAAAUUUUAGUAUUCAGUUUAAGAGGGAGGAAUACUGGCCAGAAACAACUAUGCUGCAUCUAAAUCAAGGAUAAUUACAAAAUAAGCAGGACAGCUGGCCAACAAAGACAGUUGAGGAACAACGAUGUACAUUUAACAAAAUUAGAUUAGAUUACUUACAGUGUGGAAACAGGCCCUUCGGCCCAACAAGUCCACACUGACCCCGCGGAAGCGCAACCCACCCAUACAUUUACCCCUUUUACCUAACACUACAGGCAAUUUAGCAUGGCCAAUUCACCUAACCUGCACAUCUUUGGACUGUGGGAGGAAACCGGAGCACCCGGAGGAAACCCACGCAGACACGGGGAGAAUGUGCAAACUCCACACACAGUCGCCUGGGUCGGGAAUUGAACCCGGGUCUCUGGCGCUGUGAGGCAGCAGUGCUAACUACUGUGCCACCGUGCCUAUAGUUCAUAGCUUACAGCAAAGCUAUAUUCCAGUGAGGAAGAAGAAUUCUAAGGGGGUAAACAAAUCACAGUUAAUGAGGAGUUAAGGAUGGCAUCAAAUUGAAAGGGGGAGUAAAACAUACAACAUGGGAAAGAUUAGUGGUUAGCUAGAGGAUUGGGAAGGAUUUAAAAAGGAGAGACAAUUUUUUUAAAAAGGGGUUAAAGAGAACCUUUUGAAGGUAAACUUGCAAAUAUGAUUAACACUGAUGGCAAGAGCUAGUUGCUAACUAUAAUCGGGGCUGAUUUUUAAUCGGUGAGGGAACCCAGAGUUAUGAGGUAAAGGGUGGGAAAGUGGAGUUGAGAAUGACCAAAUCAGCUAAUGAUGAUCUCAUGGACUAGGCUGAACAGACAACUUUUCAUAGUCUGGUCUUAGAAACGAUAAAGAUUACAAACCGGGAUGGUGAAUCUUCUAUUACACUGACUAAAUUUUUUUUCCACCGAUGCGCAUCAGGUUCUAUUUUGUAAGCUGCAAUAAUACUGAUGUCCAUAAUGAUACUGUAACCAAUUGUGGCUUCACUGACAAUCUUGUUCCUAUUUGUUCAGCAUGUAAUGAAAGGAGUUAUGGGAACACACCUCCCUCAUAUUGUCCAGAACACAGUAGUUAAAAGUUCACUCCUAUUAAUGAAUGUAGCUGCAGCAAUUGAUCUACCUUAAGUCCUCUCCUCCGUCUGAGUUAUUUGUACUUGUCUGCAUCUUGUUUAUUUUUUCCUUUGGCUGAUUUUGCAGUUCCAAUAUCUCCUCUAGAACACCAUCCAAUGUAGAAUGAGCUCUAAUGAAAACCGUAAAUUUUAUUUAAAAUAGUUUAUUACAAUUAAAACUUUCAUGGCUACUUGAUUGGGAAAAUCCCAUGGACAUUUUCAUUUGUAAAAAUUAAUUUACAUUAAGUGGAUAAUGAGGGUGCCAGUGAAGCUCUGAUACAGCCACAUAUUGAAUAUCUUCAAAGUGUGAUGGAUUUUGACUGGAAUGGAUAGGGGCAAACUUCUAGCAUCUCCACAGUGAACUGACACAGUCUGACAAAGUACAGAGUUGUCAGCUUUAGCAUACUGGUAUGGAAAGAAGAAAAUACUUGAGUAAUAUAAGGCAUCCUUCAACAGCUAAGCUAAGGUAGUUUGAGACAGAACGGAUGGGUUAUUCUUCUCUGUGAGAUCUAUAAUGUUACCAAUUGGUAGUGAGAAGUUUGAUACUAUAUGCAAGGUGUCGUGUUUCCUAGAUUGUUCAGUUCUUUUUUGGUGACAAAGACCCUGCCUCUCAAGUGGCAAGACUGUUUUGGGAAAUGAAUUAACUGCAAUAAAGGGUCAUAUUUUAUGAAAGACAAAGUGAAUCAUGGAAAUAAAUCAAAUAAGUCUUUGAUAAAGUGAUAUGAUAUGGCAAGUGGGCAAGAGCUGUAACAAAAAUGAGACAGAGAUAUAGUGCUGACAUUAGAAUGCAUGGAAUGUUGCUUGCUUUAUUUCUCUACCUCUCAGUUUCUUCCAAGGAUUUCUGCAAGCUGCACCUUUCCCAGUCACUGGGAUGUUCCAACGUGCCUUGGCUUGCUUCUUGCUCCACCUCUUGCACAGCCUCGUCCUCUUUCUGAUUCUCGGCAGUCUCCUGAACAAUCUCUCCUGACGUUAUUCCCUCUGGCAUUUGAUUCACCUUUCCAACUGAAACAAAGCCCGAUUAUAGGACCCUGCAACACGAUGAACCCGAUAAUUGCUUACAUAUUAAAAAUAAGGUCCAAAUAGGAAACACUUGCUGUUAAUUUUUACAUAUCGUGUUCUGUUUGUCAAUAAUCAAGAAAAUUAUUUAAAAUAAAUUAUUAAUGUCAGGAAUUGAAAAUGAAACAAUUGGGAGGCAACUGAAAGGGUGAUGGAAAAACUGGGUCUAAACAUGAUUUUACAAUGAAGACGUAAAUAUUAAAAUGGAGAUUUACUAUAGAUCUUCAGAGUGUGGGCAUGAUUAAGAAUUGAUGCUGCCAUCAAAAAAAAGGAUAUGCUGCACAAUGGAGGGAGUGAACUCCAGAAAUGUGUAUAUAUAGUCAUAGAGACGUACAGCAUGGAAACAGACCCUUCGGUCCAACCUGUCCAUGCCAACCAGAUAUCCCAACUCAAUCUAGUCCCACCUGCCAACACCUGGCCCAUAUCCCUUCAAACCCUGUCUACAGUUCCCUGACUUAUCCUGACCACCCUUCUUAAACAGUGGCACCACGUUGGGCAACCUCCAGUCUUCUGGCAUCUCACCUGUGACUAUCGAUACAAAUAUCUCUGCAAGAGGCCCAGCAAUCACUUCCCUAGCUUACCACAGAGUUCUAGAGUACACCUGAUCAGGUCCUGGGGAUUUAUUUACUUUUAUGUGUUUCUAGACAUCCAGCACUUCCUCCCCUGUAAUAUGGACAUUUUUCAAGAUGUCACCAUCUAUUUCCCUACAUUCUAUAUCUUCCAUAUCCUUUUCCACAGUGAAUACUAAUGCAAAAUACUCGUUUAGUAUCUGCCCCCAAGUUCUGCCGCUCCACUCAAAAGCCGCCUUGCUGAUCUUUGAGGGGCCCUAUUCUCUCCCUAGAUACCCUUUUGUCCUUAAUGUAUUUGUAAAAACACUUUAACUCUAAUUGCCAAAGCUAUCAUGUCCCCUUCUUGCCCUCUUGAUUUCUCUCUUGCUGAGAGGAUGUCCCUCAUUGAGGGCAAUAGGUAUCUAGAACUGGGGACAUUGUUUAAAAGUAAAGGGUCUCCAAUUUAUAAUGAAGGUAAGGAAGAAUUUCUUUUCAGAGUAUUUCUGGUUUUUGGGAUUUUUUUGCCUCGGGAAGCAGCUGAGGCUGCAUCACUGAAUAUAUUCAAGAUGGAAUCGCAGAGUUAGAUUGAUUUUUGAUUGACAGGGAAUUGUAGGUAAUGUCACAAUCAGAUCAGUCAUGAUUUUACAGAAUGGUGGAGUGAGCUUGAUGGGCUGAACAGCUGUUUCUAGUGAUCUUAAAAAUGCCCAUUGCAAACACUUGUAGUACCCCUCAGUACCUUGUGAUGGCAGUCUUGGCCUUUGUUCUGCUGGUUCUAUAAUGUGACCUUGAAACUGGACUUAAAAUACAAAGAGCUUGGAGAUUUGGGAGGUGGAAGAGAGGUUUUAUACAGUUGAGAUCAGGAAGAAAGUUGUAUUUACAGAUCUACCUGGGUGUCACAGUAGCUCUGCGGUUAGCACUGCUGCCUCACAGCGCCAGAACCCCGGUUUGAUUUCAUCCUUGGGCAACUGUCUGGGUGGAUUGGCCAGGCUAAAUUGCCUAUCGUGUCCAGGAAUGUGCAGACUAGAUGGAUUAUCCAUGGGAAAUGCAUGGUUACAGGGAUAGGGUGGGUCUGGGA